AUAAUUGUAAAUUAUAUGUUCUUCAUGAUUUCCUGACUACAAUUGUAGGAUUUACUUCAAUUUUAUAGGCUAAAUCAUUUUAAGCCAUGACAUAUAUAAUGACCUAACUUAGAAGAACUAUUAAUCAUACAUCUCGUGAAAAUAAUCCUACAGGUAUUUAAAUGUUACAAGUGUUUUUUUCAAUGUAAAGUGAAUGGUCAACUGGUCUUAUUAAAGUAGAUUUGUCUAGGUCAUAACGACUCUGAAUGAAAAGAAGACUCACCACGGUUAUAAGGAUUAUUCUCGGGUAAAUCGCUAAAAAAGAUAAUUACCUUGUUAGGAGAUACUGUAUCAAAGGUUAUCUAUUCAUCCGGUCAAAAAAACAGCGUGAAUCCAAGGGGAAACGUUUAGAUUAGUAGUCUAUAAAUUGAAGUAUUCAGAGUGAAGGUGGGUUCAUAAAUCUUUUGGAUAUUUUAAUAAUCAACAUCGGUAGUGCAUGCUUUCGUAAUAUUGCAGACGACAAUUCUUGUUGAAACUGAGUAAAGGAAUAAUGUUAUCCUUGUGUGUGUAUUCUAGAUAUAAUUCAAAGAGAGGAAAUAAAUGAAUCAAUCUUGUGUGUUGUGAACAGAAAACUAAUCAUAUUUUGGUGAGAUAUUUUCAUGAAAUUUUGACCUUGAAAAAACAUUUAACGCAGAUAUGCUGUAAUGAAGAUGGUACAAGAAAUAAGUUUAACUAACGAUUUGGAUAAUUUAUAAUGAAUUAUGUUAGAAAAACUUUAAGUCAAAGAGUGUUUCAUAUUAUCAAUUUUGGAGAAAUUGUUUAGAUAAUAUCGUUUGGAAUAAUAUCACACAAAGGAAUAUACUAUUUGAUAGAGUUCGACGUUACAAAAUUUGAAACAAAACAACAAUUUAUUUAAAGAUACACAAAAUGGUGUCGAUGGCGGUAUGUCUGUUUGAAACUGUGGCAACAAUAGAAACAAUGUUUCAGGUGACUCAACAAUAUGCUUUAUUAUUGGAUAAAACUGUGAUAAAUACAACCCCUGUAAAUGACAAAACUGGGACAGACAAAAAGAAUACAAGCGGAGGAAUGCACCGAGCACCCAUUCAUCACUAUGCAAGACAUGGUUUGUGCCGAACUUUCAAUGGGAAGAAAAAACUGUACAAAGCUUUAAAGUUUAAAUUUUGUCGCACAAAAAUAUCAUACACGGCAAGUUUCGUGAUUGAAUUAUGUAGACGCCGAGAUGGAAUGCUUGACGAAUUAGUCAGAGAAUUAUUCGACGUAGAUGGGGAUGGCUACGUCACCCAUUAUGAAAAACAAUUAUAUGAUGCUGUUAAAUGACGGGGUCAAAGUUGACACGAGAAAAUGACUGAUAAGACUGCUUAAUAUCUAACAUGAAUAAUCAAGUGGAUAAACAAGUUUGAUUCAUCGUUUCAUUUUGUUAUAUUCCCAUGCUGAACAUUUAUCACAAUAAAUCAGAAUUAUACUUAUGUACUAUGUCGGAUGGUGAAUCUUAAACAUUUAGUUAAAACACUGGAAAAA
Messenger RNA from Ruditapes philippinarum (Manila clam), 1518 nucleotides. RefSeq lists its product as uncharacterized. The record is from RefSeq and is a predicted model, not a curated record. Bases 907 to 1317 code for a protein of 136 amino acids. The transcript has 4 exons. Lineage: Eukaryota; Metazoa; Mollusca; Bivalvia; Venerida; Veneridae.